This is a messenger RNA of Knipowitschia caucasica, 525 nucleotides long. NCBI's taxonomy places the organism in Eukaryota, Metazoa, Chordata, Actinopteri, Gobiiformes, Gobiidae. The record is from the annotation of a GenBank genome assembly.
AUGAGAGGGAAGAGGAGGCAGUGGUUUCCAGUUGGAAUGGUCCGUCCACCACACGCUCUCUCCAGCUCCUUCAUAUCCGUUACUCUGCACUCAGAGAUGUCCGCUGGCUGCAGACAGCCCUCCGGAAGGACGAGACAAACCACUAACUCUGUUGAGUCUUUGCCAAUGUCAGUGAAGGAGAAGAGAGACCACACAGAGAAAUGUUUUUACAGCAGUGCUCAGCUGGUCCUGUUGUCCGUCUGCUUCUCAGUCUUUCUGCUGCUGGACACUGACUGCACUGAAGCCUCGCUCUAUCACAUGAAAGGCGUCUGUUCUCAUAAAAACAAGUUCUUCAAACCUGGAGACACUUUCAGGCGCGGCUGUGACAAAUGCUACUGCCACGAGUUUGGAGCCUAUUGCAUCACUCAAAUGAAACCCACUUCUUGGCCCAACAAAUGCCACCGUGUCAGGACGAAGUGUGGCUACAGAGUGGUCUACAAGGAGAAGCCUCUGUCGGAGUGCAGGGCCUACAGCUGGAUUGGAUGA